AUGCUGGUCCACAUUAACGUUGGAGGCGGCAGCGGCGAUGGCAUGAAAGACAUCAAGCAGGGAAGUGACAAUCCCGAUGGUCCCAAGAGUGUGGCAAAAUCCGGUUGGUUUGGCUCGAAAGCGCCUGAGAACAGCAAAGGCGACUUAGAGAUCAUGAGCAUCACCACGUUCUUCUGGAUGGUAGACCGUUGUGUUCCUUUCCUGCGCUUUCAAAUCGAGGACCAUAUAAUGAGCGACUACGCCAAAGCUCUCGAUAAGAUCAUGCAACGAUCGAAGGAAAAUCAUGAAACUCAUGGUCACUACGGCGGGUGGGGUAUUGCACCCAUUGUGGACUCAUACGAGGGCAUCAUGACGGCCGCUGGCUCGGAACCUCGCACACCUGGCCAUUAUUUCUCACAUAACCCUGAGCCCAAGGACAACCCUGAGCACAAGCACAACCCUGAGCACAAGCACAAGCACAUCCACAAGCAGACAAAUGAGUGCUUUCACCCUGUGGUCUAUCACACGUAUCAACAAGUGUGGAAAACGGACGACAAGGUACCUGAAGCGCUGAAGGGCUUCAAGCGCGAGCCGCUGGGCCCUGGCCUAGGCCAUCACUGGGUUAAGACAUACAAGAAUCAGCCCGGAAUGCUCCAACGCGGAUGGUCCUACGUCUUCGGUAAGGCCACGCCAUCAGACAGCGAGGAUGACUUUGUCAAAAUCCCUGAGUUUGUGAUUCCUGAGCAAGGCUGGCACAAGGAGGGGUUUUACUGGAUGCCUUAUGAGCGCGAAUUGAUCCAAGCGGCACAGAACCGUAGCAUGAGAAGAGGUGGCUACAUGCCGCCCGAAGAAAGGGAAAAAUUGAUGGAAGAGAAGGCGGGCGAGCUUAAGGUCGAUGGUGAGGGCGCCGAGUUCCUACGACAACUGGAUGAGGAUAACAAGCACAUGAAGGAGUUCCGCGAGUGGAAACAAAGGGAGGACUUCAUUCCGACGAAUCCAGACUAUCAAGAAUGGUAG
Molecule: messenger RNA, 996 nt
Organism: Didymosphaeria variabile
Lineage: Eukaryota; Fungi; Ascomycota; Dothideomycetes; Pleosporales; Didymosphaeriaceae
Exons: 2
Coding region: 1-996 (331 amino acids)
Source: RefSeq, a predicted model, not a curated record